Messenger RNA from Mizuhopecten yessoensis (Yesso scallop), 1582 nucleotides. RefSeq lists its product as uncharacterized. The annotation marks the transcript as partial. Gene Ontology annotation, biological process: transmembrane transport. Lineage: Eukaryota; Metazoa; Mollusca; Bivalvia; Pectinida; Pectinidae. The record is from RefSeq and is a predicted model, not a curated record. Gene Ontology annotation, molecular function: transmembrane transporter activity. The transcript has 9 exons.
GUUCUGCUGUCCUACUAUCGUCACUACCAUUCCUAGGGUCAUUGCUGUUCGCUGUGAGUGCCGCGUCACACACCCCGAUACUCACACCCAUGUACAUACUGAUGGUGACGGGGCGGAUCCUGUUAGCGUUUGGUGAAACGCCUCUCUGUUUCGUACAAGGCCGAGUUGUCGCUCACUGGUUCUCGGACGAGUCUCUCUUGCCUCUGUCCUUCAUAAUACUUAGUCAACGUGGAGGCUCGAUGCUCACCUUUUUUCUCACGGCGACUAUCGCUAAUGAUAUUGGAUUCGGAGUGGCCAUAUGGACCGGGACGUUCCUUUGUGGACUUGGUGUUUUAUCAGCCUGUUGCCUUGCCAUAGUUCUCAGGAAAGGUCAGAUGGACCAGGCAACAAAGGACACGGAUAUCAGUCAGACUACGCUUGCCGAUAUAAAGGCCGUCCCCAGAAAGUUUUGGAUACAUGUAUGCAUGGUAGCUUUGUUAUAUGGCCAGAUAAUCAGCUUUCAUGCGAACUUACCAGAGUAUUUGGUGAUAGAAUACGGAUUCUCUGCGACUUCUUCUUCAUACAUCACUGGCUCGGCUGUAUUACCCUUCAUCGUGGGUCCUCUCAUAGCUCUCGCUUUGAAUAAGAUCGACUGUAUCGGCGUAUUGAUGACCUGUGCAGCAGCGACCAUGAUACCUGUUUUUUCUUUGUUAGGGUUUAGUCCAUCCGUUCAUCCACUCAUUCUCACCAUAACGUUGGGAAUUGCUAAUAUUGUUACUGAACUCGGUAUGUGGCAAGUAGCGGUAUUAUUGUUGCCUCGUGCGCGCUUUGGAACUGUAACCGGCAUAAUGUACCUCGUACGGAACACUGUUAUAGGACUUUCACUGCUAUUAGACGGGUAUUUACUACAGAAACAAGAUAAACAGGGAAUCAGCCGUCCACUGAGAGGGUACCGUGAUUUCUUCCUGGCACUUGUUAUCAUGACGUCAUUGUCUGUCCUCUGUGGUAUACUGCUGAAUGUGGUGGAUAUUACGGACACAUGUGCAAUAAACCAGCGUAUAGGGAGAUGGAAAAGCAGUACUGACGAAAAUAUCAGGUUAUUACAUACGGGCACCAGUACGGACAUAUCGGAUAAGAACUCUCCUGUUGUUGGUAGUACGGACACAGACGAUGCACAAUCUGAACGGUCGACAGAACAAAGAGAAUAAACAAAAAAUCUCCAAGCUUUGAUAUCGGUGCAAUUCUAAGUUUUACGAUGAAAAUAGCCUUGUAGUUAAGUUAUUUUGACGGCGCAAUAUGUUCCAAGACAUUGGUUUUAUUCCCGGUCUGUCAUUUAAAAUGAUACUAUAACAUGGUAUUGGUGACAAUUAUGAUGCUUAAUACUUGUUUGCCUGGUUUCGAAUUGUAACUUCCUAAUGCACGAACAGGUAAUCAGAACUUUUAUAAAAAGAUCUUUUUCAGUGUUUACAUAAUUCUGAAGGUUAUCGUAUCCAGCAACUAAGUGAACAAACUUCGUGUAACACUUUCCGAUACACAGUACCGAUUUCAGGAAAGAUAUGUGCUGGAGCACUUGUUCGAGUUAGAAAUAAAUUAAAAAAAAAAA